Molecule: messenger RNA, 1312 nt
Organism: Mus musculus (house mouse)
Lineage: Eukaryota; Metazoa; Chordata; Mammalia; Rodentia; Muridae
Gene: Lrrc25
Product: leucine rich repeat containing 25
Exons: 4
Coding region: 231-1124 (297 amino acids)
Cellular component (GO): membrane; cytoplasm
Source: RefSeq, a predicted model, not a curated record
UAGCUCCUGCUGCCUGCCAGGCACUUAUCAGCUAUGUGCCCUCCCCUAGCUGGUCCCUACAGCCCCUUUCCAAUAGCCUGCUGCAGAAACUUCCACGAAGCACCUGUGAGGGUUAGGAGCUUGGAGAAGCGUGGAUUAACAGGUGGAAAGCACCAGGAGCUGUGAACCCCAACCCAGACCCUAGGACCCUGAGGCUUACGAGACAUCACGAAGGCCAGGAGGUUGCUGGGAUGGGAAGCAUCAGAACUAGGUUGCUGUGGUUAUGUCUCCUGAUGCUGUUGGCCCUGCUUCACAAGUCAGGAAGUCAAGAUCUCACCUGCAUGGUUCACCCGAGCAGGGUAGACUGGACUCAGACAUUUAAUGGCACCUGCCUCAAUUUCAGUGGCCUUGGCCUGUCCCUGCCAAGGAGCCCCUUGCAGGCCAGCCAUGCUCAAGUCCUGGACCUGUCUAAGAAUGGCCUGCAGGUGCUCCCUGGGGCUUUCUUCGACAAGCUGGAAAAGCUGCAGACCCUGAUUGUCACCCACAACCAGCUGGACAGUGUGGACAGGUCCCUGGCCUUGCGCUGUGACCUGGAGCUCAAGGCAGACUGCAGCUGUGGGCUGGCCUCCUGGUAUGCUCUCCGCCAGAACUGCUCCGGGCAGCAGCAGCUACUGUGUCUACACCCAGCCACCGAAGCUCCAAGGAACCUCUCCACCUUCCUUCAGGUCAGCUGUCCCCCCAGCUGGGGCCCGGGGACCAUUGGAGCCCUUGUUGCUGGGACUAUCUCCCUGGCUGUGGCUGUCAGUGGAUCUGUGCUGGCCUGGAGACUUCUUCGCCGCCGCCGCAGAGCCAGUGAGCACAGCCUCAGCAAAGCCCAGAUGUCCCCACACGAUAUCCCCAAACCAGUGACAGAUUUCCUGCCAAGGUACAGCAGCCGGCGACCUGGCCCCAAGGCCCCAGACUCACCACCCAGCAGGUUCACAAUGGAUUAUGAGAAUGUCUUUAUUGGCCAGCCGGCCGAGGACUGCUCAUGGUCUGCAGCCAGAAACAGCCCUUCUGGGGACAGUGACUGCUACAUGAACUACAGGAGUGUCGACCAGGACUCUCAGCCCGUCUAUUGCAACCUGGAGUCCCUGGGGCGAUGAGGAGAGUGUGGUCUCCUGGCGCUGAACCAGCCUCCGACAGCCCCCAGGAUCCAGCACGCUCAACAUCACAGGGGGUAGAGGACACCCCACCCCCCCACCCCCAAAGCAGAAGGAGGGUCAGAAACAACCCUCCGGUCAGUGUGCAUGCAUGUGAUGCUCAAUAAAAGCUCUGGGAGCAGCUGACUCUA